AUGGAAUUCAACUUCAUUACAGCAGCCGGGGACCCUGAAGUUAGAAUCAUUCUAACGUAUAAAGUUAAGAAUUUUCGACUUACGAUUUACAAAAUCUCGGAAUUCUUCAGCAGAUGGUCCCAUGCGACCGGAUGCAUUAGGUUUGCGAACGACAUUGCAUACACUACUGGAACAGAGCUCUCUGAACACAACAAGCGUGAUAUUGCUGCGUCCGCCAUGAUUUUGGUCGCCCGGAUGCAUGACCUCAUCCCCAAGAUUGGUGUCAAGGUCAUGAGCCUUGUCGGCAUGAUCAAGUUGGUCAUCCUUCUCUUCAUCGUCGUUACCGGCUGGGUCGUCUUGGGUGGAGGCAUCAAAAGAAUUCUCGACCCUGGUGCUGGCUUCCACAUUGCAAUUACAGGUUUGAUCAACAAUGCAAUCCCUUAUGCCAUGGUUCUUUAG
Rhinocladiella mackenziei CBS 650.93 is the source of this 438-nucleotide messenger RNA. RefSeq lists its product as uncharacterized. The record is from RefSeq and is a predicted model, not a curated record. The transcript has 2 exons. Lineage: Eukaryota; Fungi; Ascomycota; Eurotiomycetes; Chaetothyriales; Herpotrichiellaceae. Bases 1 to 438 code for a protein of 145 amino acids.